This is a messenger RNA of Cyprinodon tularosa, 2755 nucleotides long. RefSeq names its product pancreatic secretory granule membrane major glycoprotein GP2-like. The record is from RefSeq and is a predicted model, not a curated record. NCBI's taxonomy places the organism in Eukaryota, Metazoa, Chordata, Actinopteri, Cyprinodontiformes, Cyprinodontidae. The transcript is spliced from 20 exons. Bases 352 to 2640 code for a protein of 762 amino acids.
GCAGGAUGACACCAGCAGAGACCAUCAGGCAGAGGAGCAUCCACCAAACCCUCAGCCUCCUGCACACUGGCCUUCAUCAUCUUCAUCCUCCUGUAAAAUGAAUCAGCGUUUUUGAGGGGUUCUCCAAGAGGGUUCUGGAUCAAGACAACCUAGGAGACAGGAAUGGAGCUCUUAGAGAGAGAAUACGUCAUGGGACGCUGGCCGAUAGUGCUGAUACCAGCCAGGAUAAAACCCGUGUCACCAGCAGAGUCCAUCAGACAGAGGAGCAUCCACCGAGCCCACAGCCUCCUGAGCAGUGGCCUUCCCGAUCCUCAUCCUGCUGUAAAGAUCAUCUGACCAGCCUCUGCCAACAUGCUCCGCCUCCUGUUCCUCCUGUUUGCAGUCAUGGCGCUGCCUGGUGCUGCUGGACAAUUAUUUUCCAAUUCUGAGUUAAACAUCAGCUCGUGUCCCAUCACGUAUUUUGGACAGAAGUACGAAACACUCUAUGUGAACUUUACGAGUGAAAACUUAGUGAGCUGUUUCAACGGAUUCUACGACCCUCAGACCAAAGGCAACUGUUUGGUGGGACCAAAAGUGGAGGAGGCACGGUUUGAUUUUGGAGGAAGGGAUAAAAAUCUAGAAUCUCUCAUUCAUCAGAAUGUGCCAGCCAUAAACACCACCAUGGAAUGCUAUGUUGCCAUAUUCUCUCCAUCUCUGGUUGAUAUUCUGGUGGAUGGAAUCAAAGUCAAGUCUAUUAAUGCGACUUUAGGUUUUGCAUAUGCAGACCUGACCGGCUGCAGACACUCAGGUGGUCUCUAUAACCGAGGUGAUGUGGUCAGUUCUGAUCCUCAAACCUGUGUCAGUCUCAUCUGCUCUGAGGAUGCCAUCCUGCAGAACUCCACCUGUGGACCUCUGGAGCGUUGUCAAGGCAACGGCAGGUGCUCCUCUGACUCCAUGAUGGACGCCAUCUGCACGGUGACAGGUCCCGCUGUCAUCGACUUCCACGGCCAGCAGAACUCUGUGAAGGAUCGCUGUUCAUACUCUCUGCUGAGGAUCCCAUCAGCACCAGGCUUCCAGGUUCUGGCCAACUUCCAGGAGCGCCGUCGUAAAGAUGUGAGCUUCCUGGACAGCGUGACGCUGCAACUGGCAGGACAGGCCAUUGGUCUGAACCAAGGAGGCAGAGUUGUGCUGAACAACUCAGAGCUGAACCUCAACAGCUCGGUUCAGACUGUUCACGGCGUGCAGCUCUCUAAGGACCAAACUGGAGUCACUGCCAAGGUGACGCUCUCAGACUUCACUGCUUCUGUCUUCUUUGAUGGCUCCACCACACAGAUCCACCUGGAAGGACCACCUGGACAGUCUCCACAGGGUCUGUGUGGAAACUCCAGCAGGUCUCUGAGUGAAGAGAGGCUCUCUGAGGACAACUCCACCAGCUGUGAGAAGCAGCACACCGACACCAGUGACAGUUUGAUCAACUGCACCAAGAUGUCUGAACGCUGUAACAUCCUACAGGAGGCGCCCUUUACAUCCUGUGGCGUUGACCCAGAGCCCCACAUCGCCGUCUGCAAAGACACUUUGUGCAGCUAUCCUGAUCUGGACGGCCUCAGGUGUCAGUUCCUGGAGGCCUACGCCAGAGCCUGCAGCAUGAGGAGCAACAGCACCCUGGGGGACUGGAGGUCCAAGGCUGAGUGCUCGCCUCCUAGGGCCUUCUGCCAGGACAGGACCUGCAGCGAUCAUGAGUUCUGUGGAGAGAAGACUGCUGGUGGAGAAACUGGCUGCCUCUGUAGAGCCAUUUUUGCCUCCAAGUACAGAGAGACCAACUCUUUGGGUGACUCACCGGUCUGCAGUCUGAACUCUGCUUCUCUGACUCUGGUCGAUUGUCUCCUGGAGGAAAAAGGCAUCGACUACUCUGCCUUGCAGCUGAAAGAGGCGACCUGCAGAGGACAGGUGGAUGAGCAGAGCCACAUGGUGACUUUCAGCUUCAACAGCUCCAACCUAUGUGGGACUGAAAUCACGAAAAACAACAGCCAAACUGUCUACAAAAACACCAUCAUGACCCAGAACCUUUCCUCUGAUGGCAUUACCCGCCAAGACCAGGUUUCCAUCGACUUCUCCUGCACUCACACUGAUCCUGAUAUAAAGACUGUGGCCUUCAGAGUCAAGUCCAGCUCUGUGGUCCAAGUCAUCUCAUCCGGACCUUGGAAUUACUCUCUGACGAUGAAGGCCUACGCUGACGCCGGCCGAACACAAGCUGUGGACUCAAACACAGAAAUACGGCUCAACCAGAAGGUCUGGGUUGAGCUGGACACCGACGGCCUGGAUGAAAACCUGGUUGCUGUGGUAACCGACUCCUGCUGGGCAACAGACCAGGCCUCCCCCACUGAUGGUCGCAAAUAUUACCUGAUUAAGAAUGGUUGUCCAAACUCUGAGGACCAGACGGUGAAGGUGGAAGGAAACGGAGAGGGAACCUCCAACUACUUCUCCUUCAACAUGUUCCAGUUCUCUGGAAGCUCUGCUGAGGUCUACCUGCACUGUAAACUGCAGCUGUGUGUCAAACAGGAGAACAGCUGCGUCCCGAUGUGUGAUGGACCUCGGAGACGCAGAUCUAUCAGAACCAAACCUGGAGCUGCUGCCUUCAUCAGCAUGGCGUGGACCACUUAGGUGAUUGUCACCUGGACAGACUGCCAGGCUGCAGAUGAUUGGUUGGCCUGAUCCAGAGCCUGGAUGAGUGGAGGUGGAUCCAGUGGAGUGGAGAGGAAGACAGACCAGUCAUCAG